Silurus meridionalis is the source of this 3583-nucleotide messenger RNA. RefSeq names its product staphylococcal nuclease and tudor domain containing 1 (gene snd1). Gene Ontology annotation, molecular function: RNA binding; nuclease activity. Gene Ontology annotation, cellular component: nucleus; cytosol; RISC complex. The transcript has 24 exons. NCBI's taxonomy places the organism in Eukaryota, Metazoa, Chordata, Actinopteri, Siluriformes, Siluridae. Gene Ontology annotation, biological process: mRNA catabolic process; regulatory ncRNA-mediated gene silencing. The record is from RefSeq and is a predicted model, not a curated record. Bases 185 to 2923 code for a protein of 912 amino acids.
UAAUUCUUCGACGUGUACAUCUCUCGCAUGUUUCCGUGCACUUCCGGGGAAGCAGUCCUGAUUCACUCUGCUCUUCAUUGCCUCGUUGGCUUAAAAUCCACAGCAGUCACACAAGACCAUCAGUGGUUCUAAAGGCUUUUUUGUUCUUGUACGGAGUUGUUUUUUUUUUUUACAGAACUCGGUCAUGGCCACUUCAGUAUCUGCACCGGUCCAGAGCGGCUCGGGGACUCCUUCCACUCCACAGAGAGGGAUUGUGAAAAUGGUCCUCUCUGGAUGUGCCAUCAUUGUAAGAGGCCAGCCACGAGGCGGCCCUCCUCCAGAGCGACAGAUCAACUUGAGCAAUGUGCGUGCGGGCGCCCUCGCCCGCCGUGCCACCCAGAGCCAGCCUGACACCAAGGACACCCCAGAUGAGCCCUGGGCUUUUCAGGCUCGCGAGUUCCUGCGCAAAAAGAUGAUUGGGAAAGAGGUGUGCUUUACAGUGGAAAUCAAAACCCAGCAGGGGAGGGAGUACGGAGCAGUGUACCUGGGAAAGGACACAUCAGGAGAGAACAUUGCUGAAUCGCUGGUUGCUGAGGGUCUUGCCACAGUCCGCAGAGAGGGUAUUAGAGGCACAAAUCCUGAGCAGGCCAGACUGUGUGAUUUGGAGGACCAGGCAAAAGCAGCUAAAAAAGGCCUGUGGUCUGAGGGUGGAGGUGCUCACACAAUUCGAGAUCUCAAAUACAGCAUUGAGAAUCCCCGCAAUUUUGUGGACUCCUCACACCAGAAACCAGUAAAUGCAAUUAUUGAACAUGUCCGUGACGGUAGUGUUGUGCGAGCUCUCCUGCUGCCUGAUUACUACCUCGUCACUGUGAUGCUGUCUGGAAUCAAAUGUCCAACAUUCAGGAGGGAAGCUGAUGGAACAGAGUCACCAGAACCAUUUGCAGCAGAGGCAAAAUUCUUCACUGAGUCCCGUCUGCUGCAGAGAGAUGUGCAGAUCAUUCUGGAGUCUUGUCCAAACCAGAUCAUCCUGGGUACCAUCCUUCACCCGAAUGGGAACAUCACAGAGCUGUUGCUGAAAGAAGGCUUUGCUCGCUGUGUGGACUGGUCCAUGGCUGUGUAUACCCAGGGAGCAGAGAAACUGCGGGCAGCUGAACGUUUGGCUAAAGAGCAUAAAGUCAGGAUUUGGAAGGACUAUGUUGCUCCCACUGCUAAUCUGGACCAGAAGGACAGACAGUUUGUGGCAAAGGUGAUGCAGAUUAUGAAUGCAGAUGCCAUUAUUGUGAAGUUAAACUCUGGUGAAUACAAAACAAUUCAUCUGUCCAGCAUUCGACCCCCCAGGAUUGAGGGCGAGGAGAAGAAUAAGGACAAAGACAAGCGAUUCCGUCCUCUUUAUGACAUUCCCUACAUGUUUGAGGCAAGAGAAUUCCUGAGAAAGAAGCUGAUUGGAAAAAAGGUCAACGUCACUGUCGAUUACAUCAGAGCUGCAACUACAAGCUCAGAAACAGGGCCCAUCCCAGCUUUUCCCGAGCGCACCUGUGCCACCGUGACUAUUGGAGGAAUAAAUAUUGCUGAAGCUCUGGUCAGUAAAGGCUUUGCUACAGUAAUCAGAUAUCGUCAGGAUGAUGAUCAGAGGUCCUCACACUACGAUGAGUUACUGGCUGCAGAAGCACGGGCCAUUAAGAAUGGGAAAGGGCUCCACAGUAAGAAGGAGGUACCCAUUCACAGAGUGGCCGACAUCUCUGGGGAGACCCAGAAAGCUAAGCAGUUCUUGCCAUUUCUGCAGAGAGCUGGCCGCUCUGAGGCUGUGGUCGAGUAUGUGUUCAGUGGCUCCAGACUGAAACUGUACAUGCCCAAGGAGACAUGCCUCAUAACCUUCUUGCUUGCCGGUAUUGAGUGUCCACGAGGGUCCCGAAACAUCCCAGGAAGUACACCUGAGCCGUUCAGUGAGGAGGCCACACUCUUCACCAAGGAGCUUGUGCUACAGAGAGAGGUAGAGGUUGAGGUGGAGAGCAUGGAUAAAGCAGGCAACUUCAUUGGUUGGCUUCACAUUGAGGGGGUAAACCUGUCUGUGGCUUUGGUGGAGAAUUCACUCUCGAAGGUUCACUUCACAGCUGAGCGAAGCUCCUACUGCAAAACAUUAAUGUCUGCUGAAGAUGUGGCCAGGCAGAGGAAAGACAAGAUUUGGGCCAAUUAUGUGGAAAAGCCUACAGAAGAGGUAGCGCAGCUGUCUGAAGAGAAGGAACGUGUAGCCAAGUACAAGGCUGUCUAUGUCACCGAAAUCACUGAUGGACUGCACUUCUUUACACAAGAUGUGGAGACUGGUGCACAGCUGGAAAGCCUGAUGGAGACUAUGAGGGCAGAGAUUGCAGAACACCCACCUGUGGAGGGUGCCUUCACCCCACAACGAGGGGACUACUGCAUUGCCAAGUUCACCGAUGGAGAAUGGUACAGAGCCCGAGUGGAAAGGGUUGAAUCUCCUGCAAAGGUUCACGUGUACUACAUAGACUAUGGCAAUAGAGAGAUGCUGUCUUCAGUUCGUCUAGCAGCUCUUCCUGCUGCAUUCGGUAUCCGGACCCUUCCUGCGCAGGCCACAGAGUACACCUUUGCCUUUAUCCAAGUCCCACAAGAUGAGGAUGCACGGGCUGACGUGGUGGACUGUGUGGUGAGGGACAUCCAGAACACACAGUGUCUGCUAAACGUGGAGUACGGUGGUGCAACUUGCCCUCAUGUCACUCUGCAGUUCACUGACUCCAAAGAUGAUGUGGGCCUUGGUUUGGUGAAAGAGGGUCUGGUCAUGGUGGAUGUGCGCAAAGAGAAACACUUGCAGAAAAUGGUGACUGAAUAUCUAAAUGGCCAGGAGUCUGCAAAGAGUGCCAGGCUCAACAUCUGGCGCUAUGGAGACUUCAGAGCCGACGAUGCAGACGAGUUUGGAUACAGACGCUAAGUCCUAAGAUGUUAUGGAAGACGCAUUAAACGGAGAGACAACAGGAAAAUAUUUCAACAAUUUUAUUCUUGGUAUCAUUAAAACGUUCACCUCAUUUGUUCACCAUGCUUGGCGCAUUUAGUCUUUUCUGCUCUCUCUUUUUUUUUUUUUUUUUAAGUGAGUACAGAAUUUACAUGAAGAUGCGUAUAAGGACCAAUUGACCAGAAUAUUUUAGCCAAUUUUACUUCAAUCUCCAUGAUUCCUGUAGAAUUUACAGUCGGACAUCCUCACACUUUAUUGUACAGCUUCAGUAAGAGGUUUUUGCACAUCUUCCUGAGAAAAUGCUUCCUUAAUUAUGAAAUAAUUUUCAAUUUAUGAAUUUAUAUGGAUAUUAUUUUGAAGUUAGGUAAGCACACUCAAAAAGAGACUAAUGAGUGUAUUUUUUUAUGUAUGAGUGUUUUGUGUAAGGAAUGUUUUUCUCUGUAUGGCAAAAAAAGGAAAGCUGCCAAUGCCUUGACAAGCAUUUGUUCAAUUUCUCUACAAUAUAACAGUAGUUUCUUUGUGUCCUCCAUGUAUCUCACUCUCUUCUACCAUAGCAUAAACUAGUGUUUGAAAUAAUUUCCUUCCAAGAUAAACUUGGUCAUUGUAUUUAAAUCUGCUAAAUAAAAAGGAGCAAUGUCA